Messenger RNA from Oryzias melastigma (Indian medaka), 2614 nucleotides. RefSeq names its product abhydrolase domain containing 11 (gene abhd11). The record is from RefSeq and is a predicted model, not a curated record. Bases 238 to 1161 code for a protein of 307 amino acids. The transcript is spliced from 6 exons. NCBI's taxonomy places the organism in Eukaryota, Metazoa, Chordata, Actinopteri, Beloniformes, Adrianichthyidae. Gene Ontology annotation, cellular component: mitochondrion.
CUUUUGAAAAUACAAAAGUUUUACUAUUGUUAUAAGCUGUAAAGCCUAACAGACCAGACUCGGGGUUAACCAGUAUCCGUGCGUCUGACGUCAUGACGUUUUAUCAGCUGUUGAUGGAGGCUCUCUAGCGUCGACUUCAGGCGCUCUGAAUGCUCGCUCGCUGCUUGUCAGCUGUCACAGUGGAGGUUCCGAAACGCACAUGUUUGUGGACCGAUCCUCAUCGGAACAUAUGCUGUCAUGAGCGCUCUGUGUCGCCUUGUUCAGAGGGGGUUCCUGGGCUGCCGGCCGCCGCUCCGUUUAUUCCCCGGACAGCAGGAUGUUUGCGGGAUGGCUCUGACGGUCCGGAGCGCCAGUUCAUCCAGUCCUGUCAACCUGACGUACGACGUCUUUGAUGGAAAGGGGGAGAGCACUCCCCUGGUGUUUCUACACGGCCUUUUUGGCAGUAAAUCUAACUUCCAUUCUAUCGCCAAGUCCUUAGUGCAGCGCACCGGCCGAAAGGUGUUGACUGUCGAUGCCCGUAACCACGGCAACAGCCCUCACAGCCCCGUACUGACCUAUGAGGCCAUGGCCAGUGAUUUGAAACACCUCCUUAGCCAACUGCGAAUCGAGAAGUGUGUUCUCAUCGGCCACAGCAUGGGAGGGAAGACGGCCAUGACGACGGCUCUGACACAACCCAGUCUGGUGGAGCGUUUGGUGGUUGUGGACAUCAGUCCGGCCCAGUCCGCCACGCGCACCAACUUCCGACAAUACAUCCAGGCCAUGCAGGAGAUGAAGAUCUCCACUGACAUCCCGCGCUCCACAGCCCGACGGAUGGCCGAGGACCAGCUGCGCAGAUUAGUCAAGGAGCGCUCUGUGCGUCAGUUCCUGCUGACUAACCUGGUGGAGCAGAAUGGACAUUAUAGCUGGAGGGUGAACUUGGAGGCAAUAGUAGCACACCUGGAUGAAAUCAUGAGUUUCCCCAGCUUUAAUGCUUCGUAUGAAGGACCCACGCUGUUUUUAGGCGGAGCAAGUUCUGCUUACAUCAGCUCCGAUGAUUACCCAGAAAUCCAGAGGCUGUUUCCUUAUGCUGACAUUCAAUACAUCCCAGACGCUAGCCACUGGAUACACGCGGAUAAACCUUUAGACUUCAUCAGCUCCAUCAUCUCCUUCCUUCAGUCUUAGCUGCCUCCAGCCUGCGCCUGAGGACUUGUCAGAGCUGCGUUCCCCUGCAGAGAGCUGCGGCUGGAAAUUCAGCAGCAAACGGAAAACUCACCGACGCUGGACCAAACUCUUUUACAGUACUCACAUCCUACAUUUGAACAUGUUUAGCUGUAGUCGUUCUGUCAGUCUCUGACCGAUCUGUGUUACUAGAUUAACUAUUUUCCAGAUUUGUUUAUCACCGCGAGAUAGACGGUAGCAAUGAGAAUUUAGGAGGUUUUCUUAACGGACUAACCCAAAGAAACUCUCGUUUGCACACUGCUUUCUUCAUGUCUACUCAUUUAGGCCAGUUAUAUUAGAGAAGCGGCUUAAGCACAAUCUGGGUUUGUUGGACCAGCAGUGAAUCCGAGAGGCUCUUCGAGGAGAAAAAGGGAGAAACAUGUAUGCUGGAGGUUGUGUUGUGCACAGAGGCUUUGGUUCAGUAGAAUUUGAUGUAUUAAAUAGGCAUUUUUUUGUGUUUUAUUGUUUUUUUCUCCGUGUGUGUAGGUCGAGCAACCGCUAAACGCUCUCAUCUCCGUGCCACUGGAAGCCCCACCUUAUUUUUUUAAGCAAACGUCCCUUAAAGCCUCCAUUACAGUAUUAGCACAAAGUGUUUCCCUAAACUAUAAUGGGUUAUAAUCCUCUCCUGUUUUGUGUCUGGCAACGAGCUGUGGUGUUAGUUUGUACUUUUUGUCUCCUUGUUUCAUAAAUUAAAAAUGUUUUACUCUUACCUUCACUCUUAAGGCACAAGGCUUCAUGUCACAAGUAUAUGCUGCAAAAAUUUAUCUAAUCGUAAUGGUGUUAAAAAUCAUUUCAGCGUCCAUAAAGUUACAAAAAAAAAGUUCAGUACAGUAGUGAAACUGCCAUCUCUAUAAAUAAACAGGGUGUAGUGUGUUUGUACGUGCCUGUUUUAUGAAGACCUCAUUGUCUGUAAAACCUUUUAUAAAAAAAAAAAACUGAAAAAGACGCAUUUUUCAAUAUAUAGUGUAGUUGCGAUUGGCAGCUGGGUUGCCAGUUCUAGCGCGAAGUAACACUUUUUGGGGCAGUGUACCAGUUUAAUUUAAAUGAAUAUGUUUAACUCCUCUAAUGUUUGUGAAGAUCCCGUUAGUAUCAUCCUUGUCGCGUCGCACACCGUAUGAGUGGAGGGCUUUGACAUUUGAAUGCAGGUCUCGCUUCGGUUUUUGCUGAAUAGAAAGUAUACAACAACGAGUUGUACCGAUUUUGUCCAGGAUUGUAAAACUGUUUGACUUAAGCAUGCCUUUUUCUGUUGUUCUUGAGUGUUGUGGAACAUGUAGCCACCGUAGUGGCAAAUACUCUAAAAUCUAUCUGUAUAAUUAAAAAUUCUAAAUUAAAUGUUUGGAGAUGCAUAUAGAAGUGGAUUAUAUACAUAUAAAUAUAUAUUGAUGGAAAUAUUAUACAAUAAAAUGACUAAAAUCUG